GUGAGUGAUGGGUUGAUUGGGCAUUGAUGGAUUGUUGAUUGAUGUAAUGAUUGACGGAUGGGAUUGAUUGAUGGGUUAUUGAUGGGUUAGUAAUUGAUGCGGUAUUGAUUGGUUAUUGAUUGGUCGUUGAUGUGUCCUGCUCCCCAGAGAUCCGUAAUGGGAACCUGAAGAGCAUCCUGGGCUUGUUCUUCAUCCUAUCUCGCUACAAGCAGCAGCAGCAGCAGCAGCAGCAGUACUACCAGUCGCUGGUUGAGCUCAGCCAGCAGAGCCCCGCCCCCUCCCAGCAGGGCCACGCCCACCCCGCAGGCCCCGCCUUGCAGGCCAAUACGACGGAGAUGCAGUCCAGCCUGGCGGCACGCUACGCUAGUCCUCCCGCUCACAGCGGGCUAGCGACACCACAGAAGAAGAACACGAGACUCCCAGGUCCGUCCCGGGGCCCGGCUGCUGGCAGCGUGGCCCCCAGGAGCCCGGCCUCCUCCAACCUCAACCGCCGCAGCCAGAGCUUCAACAGUAUUGACAAGAGCAAGCCGCUGCAGUACGCUAGCGGCAACGACAGAGACUCCGUGAGAGCCGCCCCUGCGUCCGGCCCCCUGCUGGGCGGCGCCGGUGUAUUACCCAGCAGCCCCGGCGGCCCGGCGCCCGCGGGCUCGGCCAUCCCGUCCCUGUCGGCGGCCGUGGGGGGGGGGAAGUCGUGGCGGAGCAAGUCCAUGAACCUGAAGCACAGCGCCACCUCCUCCCUGCUGGGGGGCCCCUCGCCCGGCCCCCCCCACCAGGCCAAGCCGGGGUCGGGGACCCCGGGGUCGGGGGUCGCCCCUGGGUCCCAGGGUCGCUCCAUGCUGGAGAAGUUCCGUCUGAUCCACCCGCGGGUGACGGGGGCGCGGGCCACGCCCAACAUGGCCGACAUGCCGCUGACGGAGGAGGACGACGGGGCGGAGGGCGGAGACGACCCCCCCGCCGCCUCCGCCAAACCCCCCUCCGUCGGCAAGACCCCCGCCGCAGGCCGGACCCCCGCUGCCUCCUCCUCCUCCUCCUCCUCCUCGCCCUCCUCCUCCUCCUCCUGCUCCUCCAAGGGCUCCGCCUCCAGCGGCAAGGCCCCGCCCCCCAGCUCCUCCUCCUCCUCCCCCAGCACCACCUGCGCCUCCACCCGGGAACGGGAGGAGGCGCGGCGGCCCGGCCGGACCGGGUCGCGGCCCGCCGGCCCCCCCGAGGCGGACCCGGCCUCCAAGAAGACCUCCCGCAUCGCCAGCCUCAUCCCCAAGGGGGGGAGCAAGCCGGGGGCCGGGAAGAAAGAGGGCGGGGCCACCACCUCCAGCAUCCCCAAGUCCGGCCUCAAAGCGCCGUCCUCCAAGCCUCAGUGUCAGUCCCCGGUCCCGAGCCAGACCCAGACCCCCACCCAGACCCCCCAGCCCCCCACCCAGACCCCCCAGACCCCCCAGACCCAGACCCCCACCUCCCUGAACAGCAGUGGUAACCUCCGUGGUGGCGGGGUUGACGGAGACAAGGCCAAGCCCACCAAGGGCGGGGGCGGUCUCUACACCCAGAGGUCCCUGGGGGCCCCUGCCCCCCCCGGGGCCCGCAGAACCAGCAUGACGUCCUCCACCAGCACCUCCGCCCUCAGCGGGACUGGGGGGGGGGGAGGAGGAGGGGUGGGCGUGGUCCAGCUGCCCCAGCAGCAGCAGCACCACCCCAACACCGCCACCGUGGCCCCCUUCAUGUACCGGACCUUCUCGGAGAACGACUGCUCCAUGGUGGUCCCCGUGGACACGGGCCUGAGCCCCACCAAGGGGGAGCUGGUCUACAGCCGGGGGGGCUACAGCAAGACGGCCAAGCAGUGUCUGCAGGAGAUUUCAGGUGAGGAUCCGGAGGCGAGACGCAUGAGGACCGUGAAGAACAUCGCAGACCUCCGACAGAAUCUGGAAGAGACCAUGUCCAGUCUGCGGGGGACACAGGUCACCCACAGUACCAUGGAAACGACCUUUGACACCACGGUAACCACGGAGGUCAACGGGCGGGGCGGGGCCGCGCGGCCCUCGCCCAUGGCCUGGCGCCUCGGCCAAUCACAGACCCCGCGGCUCCAAGCGGGCGACGUCCCCUCGCCGCCGGGCGGCUUCACAGCGCCGCGGGCGACAGCCCCCGCGGGCCGCUACAGUGGACAGACCGACGCCCCCAGGUACAUGUCGGACGGGGGUCUCCCUCUGUACGGGCGGGGCGCAGGCCGGGGCGCAGACCCCCCCUCCUCCAGAGAGGUCUCGUCGCGGACCACUAAGGACCUGCAGACAGACCUGGACAGUUGGGACGACAGUAGUUCUGUGAGCAGCGGUCUGAGUGACACAUUGGAAAACAUCAGCACAGACGACCUGAACGCCGCCUACUCUUCCUCAGCCUGCUCCUCUUCCUCACGCAAGAACAAGGCAGCCCAGGCCCACAGGGGGCGCUCCUCCCGUCAUGCAGGAAGUGAGCAGGAGGUGAACAGCAGCUGGGCGGGAGCGGAGGACCUGAAGAAGGUGGACGAGGAGGAGCAGGACCUGGCCAUGGACCCCUCAGGCACCUCCUCGAGGUGGAAGUCUACCUCCACCUCCACCUCCACCUCCUCCACCACCUCACAGCAACAGCCGCCCCAGUAUGAGGAGGCUGUCCAGAAGAGUGGGGGGGCCGGGGGCAGUCAGGGGACCCAGACGGGCUCCUUGAGGAGAGGAAUGGGGGCCCAGGUGGGCAUCAGCCCCCCCCGGACCAAGACCUCCUCCUCCUCCUCCUCCUCUGCAACCCUCAAGUCACCUGGUAAGACGGACGACGUGAAGGCGUCUGAGAAGGUCAAGACCCCCUCCAAGACCCCCGCCGCGCUGCAGCGCUCGCCGUCCGACGCCGGGAAGGGCAGCGGGGACGAGGGGAAGAAGCCCCCCACGGGCACCACGCGGACCCCCCCCGCCCCCGCCCCGACCCCCACCCCCACCCCCACCCCCACCGCCUCCUUCGGCUACAAGAAGCACCCCCUGAUCACCAGCGGCUCGGCCACGCUGGGCAAGAUGCCGCGCUCCGCCGCCGGGCAGACGGACCCCUCCUCCUCCGGGGGGGGGCGCAAGACCAGCCUGGACGGCUCCGGGGAGCCCCAGGACGAGGGCCUCCUGCUGGGCUGCAGCGCCGCCAGGAUGCCCCUCCAGUACCGCUCGCUGCCCCGCCCCGCCAAGUCCUCCUCCGGGGGAGGGGGAGGGGGGAGGGGCGUCGCCAUGGAGACCGGCGCCAAGACGACCACGUCGUCGUCGUCGUCGUCGUCGGGGGGGCAGAGCAAGCGGCGGGACGCGGGGGGGAAGGGCGGGGCCACCCUGAACCAGACGGACAAGGAGAAGGUGGCGGGCGGGGCGGACCCCCCCACGGACCCCGGGGCCCCCCGGUCCAGCCCCACCGCCGGCUCCGCAGGGGGCCAGACGGGUCUGAGGCAGCCGGGCUCCAAGUACCCCGACAUCGCCUCGCCCACCUUCCGCAGGUUGUUUGGGGCGAAGGCGGGCAGCAAGGCCAGCACGCCGGGCAGCCCCGGGACCCCGGACUCCAGUAAGAGCCCCUCCCUGCUGGGCGGCCCCCACGCCCCCACGGCCCGCCAGCCCAGCCUGGACUCCCCCGACGGCCCCGCCGACUCCCCGGCCUCCAGCCCGGCCUCCGGCCUCUCGCUGGCCUCGGGGGCGCGGCCCUGGCCCGGGGGCGGGUCCUCCACCUCCAAGGACACGCUGAGCUGCCACAGCAUGAGCAGCCUGCACACCACCUCCAGCGACUCCAUGGACCUGACCCCCCCCCCGGGGGCCAAGGUGGGCCGCGCCAGCAGCGUCAAGUCCACCCUGUCGGAGGGCAUGCCACUGGACCGCAACACACUGCCCAAGAAGGGCCUGAGGUACCCGCCGUCGUCACGGCAGCCGUCCCACGAGGAGGGGACGGAGUGGCUGCGGUCCCACUCCACGGGGGGCCUGCAGGACUCGGGCAGCCAGUCGCCCCUCUCCCCCCCCGGGGCCGCCGCCGGGAAGUACCACUACUCCAACCUCCUGAGCCCCACCAGCAACACUCAGUACUCGGGGCUUCCAGCAGGGGGCUCCCUGGAGCAGUACCGGGACGGACCACUGGGGGGCAGCAGCACCUCUCUGGAGGAGAGGCCCAGAGCCAUCAGCAGGUCGGGAUCCUUCAGGGACAGCACCGAUGAAGUCCAUGGCUCCUCUCUCUCUCUAGUAUCCAGUACUUCGUCCCUCUACUCAGCGGUUCUGUUCUACCUGGAGAAGACGGAGGAGAAAGCUCACUCUGAGGGCCAAACGGGGCAGAACUCCACGCAAAUCCGUAAGCUGCGUCGGGAGCUGGAUGCGUCUCAGGAGAAGGUCGCCACACUGACCUCCCAGCUCUCCGCCAACGCCCACCUGGUGGCAGCGUUCGAGAUGAGUCUGGGGAACAUGACGUGCCGCCUACAGAGUCUCACCAUGACCGCCGAGCAGAAGGAAUCGGAGCUGGCUGAGUUGAGGGAGACCAUUGAGAUGUUGAAGACUCAGAACACCGACGCCCAGACCGCCAUCCAGGUGGCGCUGAACGGCCCGGACCACCUGAACAAAGACCUGCGCAUUAGGAGGCAGCACUCCUCUGAGAGCAUGUCCAGCAUCACCAGCGGGGCGAGCCACGCCAGCCUGGGCAGCCUGGGGAGGGACCCCGACGAGAAGAAGAGGAAGAAGAAGAGCUGGGUGGCUGACUCGAUCCCUGCUCAGCUGCGGAGUUCCUUCAAACAGGCCUUCAGCAAGAAGAAGAGCCGCUCCUCCUCCUCCCACGAGGAGUCGGAGGAGAUGAGCGACUCCCUGCCCUCCUCCCCCAAGCUCCCCCAGCGUAACCACGGUGACCAGGCCGACCAGGGUAACCACGGCAACCGCCUGGUCAGCCCCGCCGCCGCCGCCGGGCUGCGCUGUUCACCGUCCGGCACGGAAGGGAGGGGUUUCUCAGAGUUCACUCCUCCCCUUUGGAUCGCUAAGAAAAGUCAGACCGGUCAGGUGGUCUACAAGCACGGCUCCCGGCUGUACGAGUGCUCGGAGGCGGAGACGCAGGUGAUCCUGCAGCUGAAGAACGAGCUGCGGGAGAAGGAGCUGAAGCUGACAGACAUCCGGCUGGAGGCCCUGAGCUCCGCCCACCACCUGGACCAGAUCCGCGAGGCCAUGAACCGCAUGCAGAACGAGAUCGAGACGCUAAAGGCGGAGAACGACCGCCUCAAGUCCAGCGGGAACGCCACGCCCACGGCCACGCCCCUCAAGACGGCCCGCCCCCCCUCCGAGACCUCCAGCACCUCCUCCUCCUCCUCCCGCCAGUCGCUCGGCCUGUCACUCAACAACCUCAACAUCACCGACACCAUCAUGUCAGAUAUCCUCCUUGACGACGGCUACGAGGGCAACGUGCGUAAGGAGGGCCGCAGCGUGAGGAUCGUGGUCUCGGUCAACAGCCACGGCCACAACACCAAGGGCCUGAAAACCCAGGACUACCUGAUCGGGUCCAUCGGGGUCAGUGGGAAGACCAAGUGGGACGUCCUGGACGGGGUCAUCAGACGGCUCUUCAAGGAGUACGUGUUCCGGGUGGACCCGCUGACCAGCCUGGGUCUGGGGUCCGACAGCAUUUUGAGCUACAGGAUGGGGGAGGUGGUCCGAGGGCCGUCCUCCCAGCUCCCCGAGCUGCUUCCCUGCGCCUACCUGGUGGGCCACAACAACCUGAUCCAGGUCCAGCUCAAAGGAGUGAAGGAGAACAGCAUUGACAGCCUGGUGUUUGACACCCUGGUUCCCAAGGCGAUCAUCCAGCGGUACCUCAACCUGCUCUCGGAGCAUCGCCGCAUCAUCCUGUCUGGCCCCAGCGGCACCGGGAAGUCCUUCCUGGCCGCCAAGCUGGCCGCCUACAUCGUCGCCCAGACAGGAAGUGAGGUCACCGAGCACACGGUAGCCAGCUUCAACGUGGACCAGAAGUGCAGCAAGGUACGCAAACCGGACCUCCGUCAGUACCUCUCCACGCUGGCUGAGCGCUGUGCGUCGGAGCAGACGGACUCGGACCUCCCCACCGUGGUCGUCCUGGACAACCUGCACCACAUCGGCUCCCUCAGCGACAUCUUCAACGGCUUCCUCAACUGCAAGUACCACAAAUGCCCCUAUGUGAUCGGAACCAUGAACCAGGGCAUGUCCUGCUCUCCUAACCUGGGUCUCCACCACAACUUCAGGUGGGUGCUGUGUGCUAACCACACUGAGCCGGUGAAGGGCUUCCUGGGCCGCUUCCUGCGGCGGAAGCUGAUCGAGACGGAGAUCUCCCGGAACACGAGGAGCACGGAGCUCAUCAAGGUCGUGGACUGGCUGCCCCGGGUCUGGCAGCACCUCAACGGCUUCCUGGAGGCCCACAGCUCCUCCGACAUCACCAUAGGUCCCCGUCUGCUACUGUCCUGCCCCAUGGAUGUGGCGGGAUCCCGGCUGUGGUUCACCGACCUGUGGAACUACUCCCUAGUGCCCUACCUGCUGGAGGCCGUCCGAGAGGGGCUGCAGCUGUACGGGAAGCGGGCGGCCUGGGAGGACCCGUCCAAGUGGGCCAACGAGACCUACCCUUGGAGCCCCGCCCCCCAGCCCCACGACAGCCAAUCGCUGCUGCUGCAGCUGCGGCCGGAGGACGUGGGCUACGACGGCUUCGGGGGCUCCAAGGACGGCUCCUCCCCCUCCUCCUCCUCCAAGCCCGUCUCCCAGAGCGACACCGAGGGCGACCCGCUGAUGAGCAUGUUGCUACGGCUACAGGAGGCGGCCAACUACUCCACUCAGAGCUGCGACAGCGACAGUGCCAGUCACCAUGACGACCAGCUGGACUCCUCGCUGGAGUCGGCGCUAUGAGGAGUUCUGAAUCCCGGAGCCAAAUCCGAAACACGGACCGAUUCCGGAACAUUCUGCCAGACCGGGUUCUGACGUGGACACACAGAGUCCUACUAUGACCCCAGACGUUACCUUAAAGUAUAUUAUAGUAUGACGACAACCACACACACACACACUCCUCAGAGUUACCUUAAAGUUUAUUAUAGUAUAAUACCAACCACACACACACACACAGUCCCUCAGAGGUUGGUAGCACAAAUCUUAUAAUUCCACGAGGGAUGGACUUUACGACCUGAGGGGGUGAUCAGCACUUUGACCGAUCAAUAAGAGUAUUAUCGUCUACACCCAGGGUGGGGGUCAGAUAAGGGGGUGUGGCCGGAAGGGGCGGGGCUUAUGGAUCUGAUGUUUACAGUAGACGCCUUGGUUUUCCUCAUUUGUUUACAGAGGUGCUAAUAAAUCACACACACUGACACACUAUCACUCACACGCAUACGGAUCACACACAUACACGUGCACUCACCAAUGCUCACACACACACACACACAUGCUCUUACAAUCCCAAAUAUUCCUUUAUGUACUCGGACCACACACACACACACCCCCCCUCCCAGGCCUUUAGAUCCAUGGUGCUGGUUCAGCGCCCAGGCCCUGUCCUGCCCGCGUGCCCACGAGUACAGUGUUGAUGCUCUCCAAACCACUACUGUGAAGUACAACGUGCCAUGGCUUUGAUUUACUGCCCAACCUGCACACACACACAAACAUACACAGACAUACAUGCAUGUACACACACAGGCAUACAUACACACACAAACGCAUACACACACACAUACAUACAUACAUACAUACAUACAUACAUACAUGCAUACAUGCAUACAUACAUACAUACAUACACACACACACACACGCACACGCACGCACGCACGCACGCACGCACGCACGCACACACACACACACACAUACAUACAUACAUACAUACAUACAUACAUACAUACAUACAUACAUACAUACAUACAAACACACACAGACACAUGCAUGCACACACACAUACACAACACGUGUGCACACACUCACACAGGAGCGUGCACAUGAGCGUCACCGGGACGUGUACAUGAACCCAGCGGCAGAAUUAGGUUUGGUUUGGCCGCCAGAAGUUUGUUUUCACUCCAAAUCAAACCUUCUAAAGUCCCACAGCUCUGGUGACACGCCACGGGGUUAGCACUGAGGGCUAACCAUAGCUUUGCAUUAGGAGUUAGCACUGAGGGCUAACCAAAGCUAAGCAUUAGCGGUGGCACACUUUCUCACUGCCUUAAGAAAGGCUUCCUCAACUCCCAUUGGCUACCUUGAGAGGAAGUGAGUCUACUACUUCCUGCUGUAUCUCCGGACAGACGCAGGGUGCGGGGCGUCUGGUGGAGGGUGUUCCCGCCAGGGGUUCAUGAUGUCACUUCCUGUGUUAUCUCCAUGGUCAGGUGUGGUUUCCACACGUGACCACUCUGACUCCAGAGCCGACAGUAAACACACGUCCUGGCGGGAGGGGAGGUGUUCUAUUGUUGACGUUAUAUCCAGAGGUUUUCUUUACAACGGCGUUAUAUCCAGAUGUUUUUUACGUUGACGUUAUUCCCGGACGAGCUGGGCUCACCUGGGAGGGACGCCGAGCAUGGUUUUAGCUUCCUGCGGUCAGUUGUGGGUGUGUGUGGGGCGGGGAGGGGGGGGGGCACACGAGCCUCACUGCUACGUAAGGGCGUGUGGGACAGAAGCCAUUUUGAUUCGUGUCUCUGUUUAAAUCGCUGGGUGGGGUUUUGCACAGUUAAACAUGGGGUGGGGCGGGGGGUUGGUGUGUAAAUAGUUCCGUCUUGCACAGUGAAUCAAAGAUACUCUCUGGCCUGUGGAUGUUGCAUUAUGUUUACCCCGAUGAAAAUUACCGAUCAUGUUCAGAAAAACAAAGAGGAUUUAAAAAAAAUAAAGAAAUGCAAAAAACCCUCACGAGGCGGGGUAUAUAUGUGAUGUGAUUGUUUUGUCUAUGCAGGAGACUCGCGGUGAACAGUGUGCGGCUGUCAUUUAACUCAGUAUAACGACGACGCCACUAGAUCACCGUAAACCAACCCGUUCUCUUUCUCUCGUCCAACACUUCUCUCCGUCUUUAGUACGAGCACUUCCCCUUCUCCCUGUUUAAAAGCCAAGCUCUGUGGUGCCCAAGGGUUUGAGGCCUGGAAGGACCCACCGUGCCCGGGCCUCAGGGUUUGGUUCUAGGCCUGGAAGGACCAACCGUAGCCUGGCUUCAGGGUUUGGUUUGAGGUUCCCUGGCUUCAGGGUUUGGUCUGAGGUUCCCUGGCUUCAGGGUUUGGUCUGAGGUUCCCUGGCCUCAGGGUUUGGUUGGAGGCCUGGAAGGACACACCGUAACCUGGCCUCCGAUUCUUUCUCCGGUGCUAGGACGUCGGCAGCCAUCACAGCCUCAGGACAAUCUAAAGCCUACUGUACUACCUACACUCCAUCGCUGUGGUUACCUUGGUAACAACCUAGUGAGGUUUCUAAUCAAAACCUACCAUCUCUGGAAACCUGCUUCAAUGUCCUUAACCAACCACACACCUGCUGGACCAUGUCCAUUUGGUCGAUACUAAAGUACUACGGUUUGAGAGAAAACAUUAAAAAAAGUUAUAUCUAUCUAUCUAUAGAUGUAUAUAUAGAUAUACAUGCAUACACUUUUGGGUGAGUGAAACAUUUGUCCUUUAAAUGUUUUAUACUUUGUACAUUUGUAUGUAACAUAUCAUGUAAAUAGAGAGAGGGAGAGACAGUGAUUUAACUCAUCUGGAGGAUUUUGUAGUCUUUGUAAAGCCCCAAUAAAUGGUAUUUGGUGUCAGCAAACUUC
Messenger RNA from Gadus morhua (Atlantic cod), 9702 nucleotides. RefSeq names its product neuron navigator 3 (gene nav3). Gene Ontology annotation, molecular function: ATP binding; ATP hydrolysis activity. The record is from RefSeq and is a predicted model, not a curated record. The coding region runs from base 336 to 6860 and encodes 2174 amino acids. The transcript has 38 exons. Lineage: Eukaryota; Metazoa; Chordata; Actinopteri; Gadiformes; Gadidae. Gene Ontology annotation, biological process: neurogenesis; nervous system development.